This is a messenger RNA of Phyllotreta striolata, 2233 nucleotides long. NCBI's taxonomy places the organism in Eukaryota, Metazoa, Arthropoda, Insecta, Coleoptera, Chrysomelidae. The record is from the annotation of a GenBank genome assembly.
CAAGUGUCCAAUCCGAAUCCAGUUAGACUGAAAAUACUUUUGAAAAUAAAAAUGAAUAUCUAAUUUAAAUGUAAGGGAAAUAUGUCGAAGGAAGCACGCUAUGGUUUAUUAUACAGCGAAUAUGAAUACGAAUCAUACGUACGCAUUAAAUCGGAAAAAUGUUGUGUCAUCGUAGCUUGUUUUCCCAUAUUAGCUAUGACUUUCUGUAUAGUGUAUUCCGUCCUGUUUAAUUUCGACGAAGCAGUUUAUACACAUUGCGAUGUUUAUAAUUUGCUGCCUUCGAUUUCAGCAGCGAUAGGUAGCUUCUCCCCGCAAAGGGAAGUUUGGCAAGGAGCCGUAACCAUACAGGCAAUCCCGAGAUUCCUAUAUGCUGUUCAAUAUUUGAAUUUCCAUAACAAAUUGCUGCCUUCUCAGGAUUUUUGGAUCGCCCAGAUGGCGUUCUUUUUAAGUAUCGUGGAAAAUAUUGCUCUCAUUAUUUUGUCGUUCUUCGUAUCCUCCCAAUAUUACUCUGUUCAUAAGAAAGCUUUCGUAACGUUCAUACUCUCCUCCGAAGUGUAUAUGAUCCUUACCUGCAUUUUGCAAAGCCGAUUUAAAAAGCCGUUUAGGAUCAGUUUGAAAUGGAAAAAGAGAUUCCUUGUAACGAACAUGAUUUUUAUUGUCGUUGCUUCCUACUUUUUCAUGAGGCACAAUUCGUUUUGUGAACCGUACGUGUACAGUCUGUUCGCAUUCGCUGAAUACAUAGUAGUGUUCUCUAAUAUGGCUUUCCACAUGACUGCCUUCUUCGACUUUCAAAACAAAGAUUUUGUGAUCUACAAAAACGGGCUCGCGCUUACAGACAGAUAAUAUUUAGUCAUAUAGCUAGUCAUAUAAUUUUUAGUUAAUUUAUUUGCAUUGUUACAUUUUUUUGAAACAGUAUUAGUAUCUCGUGCUUUGUGUAAAAAAGUCCAAUUGAAUGAAAAUUUGUAUCGGGUCGUGCUUGACAAAUUUUGCAUUGUAAAUAUUCUGAAGCAAUCAAAAAUAAAUUUGUUAUUAUCUACUAAUGGUUGUUGAUGGUUAAUUAAUUUUUUGAUUGCUUAAUUUGUAUGAGAUACUCUGUUUGUGUUGUUAAAAAGUGAUUUAUUUAGGGCGUUAUAAUGAAACAAGAGGUAAUGUGGGGUUAACUAAAAGUAAGAUUAGAAUGUAAUUAUUAUCAUCAAUUGGGAAAAUACAUUCUAAUAUUUCUAUUAGUUUAUACCUUAUGUUUUAUUAAUGGGGCCCAUUUAUGUUACAUUAAUCUGCAAAAUGUACCUACAUUAAUAGGUAUGCACUCCAAAAAGGUCUUGAUUUUCUGUUAUUAUUGAAAGAAACAUUGAAUUAUACUUCAACAUUUUUUCAAUGUGUUUGUUAUUAUGUUGCUUUUAGGAAUAAAAUAAUUGUAUUGGAAUGUAUAGGUAUUAACUUUUUUUUAUUCAAAAGAAGUUAAAUAUGGUAUUAAAAUGUGAUUUUUAUACGAAUUUUUAUUAAAAUUGUAACUAGGUAUUUAAGAAAUACGCCUGAAAAUGACUUAACAUUAGCUUUUGUAAGUAUUUUGUUAAAAAACGAGUGAAACAAGCUAUCAAAUUAUUGUCUUAUUUGAUGUCUAGUUUUUAUUUAUAAGAAGACAGUUGGUAAUAAUUUACCUGAGUUAUUUCACAUUCUUAUUAUGUAUUUCAUAUUUGAUAAUAAUUUUUGAUAGCUUGGAAUGUAAUCGAAGGAGCAAUUUGUACUUAUAGACAAGUAUCAGAAUUGUCUAUAGCUCAAAAAUUGUAUUUGAACUCUGUAACUAAUUUGAAAAGCUCAACAUUCAGUUACUUUUUGCUCUUAAAGCAUUUUAUAAACGUCGAGGCUAAUUAUUUUUGAGUAUAUAUUUAUUGACUCUAAACAAAAAGAGAAUAUUUGAGACUGGUUGGAUACAUAAAUAAUAUGUAGGGAAAUCUAAGCAUUUACAAUUUUUGUAACUAAUCGUAUUUUUUUGUAGGAAUAUUGUUUAAGUGAACUCCACUUAAUUUUAUAUCCUAAUAAUUCAUAAUUUUAUUCAAUGGUUUUUAUUACAGACAUAAUUCGCUUUAGGUAUUUCAUUAUACAGGUAUAUAUGUAUAGAGGUAGAUGCAAAAUUGUUUGCUUAAUGGUUACAACAAAGACAACUUCCAUUAAUCUCAUAUAAACGAAAAAGAAAGAGCGAUAUUGUGGUAUUGCAACUUUCUCACUCUAACCA